Drosophila grimshawi is the source of this 1910-nucleotide messenger RNA. RefSeq names its product bromodomain-containing protein bet-1. NCBI's taxonomy places the organism in Eukaryota, Metazoa, Arthropoda, Insecta, Diptera, Drosophilidae. Gene Ontology annotation, cellular component: nucleus; chromatin. Gene Ontology annotation, biological process: regulation of DNA-templated transcription; chromatin remodeling. The record is from RefSeq and is a predicted model, not a curated record. The transcript has 2 exons. The coding region runs from base 78 to 1781 and encodes 567 amino acids.
AUGACAAGCAAAACAUAAUUGUGAAAAACUGUAGAAAAUAUCGAAAAGAAAAGAUUUAAGAUUUAAUCGCGUUAAAAAUGUCAACGCAGAAGCCGCUGUUGCUGAAGUUGCCGCUGCCGAAUCGUGUGCAACCCGAGGUGCGACCCCGAGGCGCCACACUAGGGAGACACACAAAUAAAUUGGAAUAUUUACGCAACAAUUUGCUCGACAAAUUGGCAACCAAAGAAUAUGGUCUGGCAUUUAUGAAACCCGUCGAUGCCAUUGCCCUGAAUAUACCCAAUUACUAUAUGAUUAUCAGUAAACCGAUGGAUAUUGGCACGAUGCUGAAACGUGUGGAGAACUUCUACUAUCGAGGCGUGGAUGAGUUGAUUUUGGACUUUAGGCAAAUGUUAAGCAACUGUUAUUGUUUCAAUAAUCCAAAUGACUUGGUCUAUCGACAUGGCCAGCAGCUGGAGGAAUAUUUCAACAAAGUGUUGGCCAAAAUGCCAAUGGGCGAGGAAGUCGAACUGCACAAUCAGAGUGGUACAGCUGGUGCAGGUGGUGCAGGUGGUGCAGCAGUUGCUGCAACUGUGAAACAGGAUAAGGUGGAGCAGGAGUGCCGUCAGCAGCUAAUGAACCUAAAACUACACACAUCGGAUCAAGUGAGAGACGUCUUCAGGCCCAAAUGGCGAGCGGUGGCACAAAAAGUCAACGAACAUCAAUUUCAGCAUAUUGAAGAAUUUCACACACAUGUGCAACAAAAAAUGGAGCAUUUGCUGUGUGCCACAAAAACCAUAUACGAAAGUGUGUUGCAUGAGUCCCUGGAUGACAUCGACGAGCAGAUGCAACAAAUUGAGUUCGGGCAACUCUUAAACGCAGUGGGUAAUUGCAGCAGGCGACGAGAUCGCUGCGAGACUCAGCUGAGCAAGUGCCUCGAUUGCAAAGUGUCGGGCUUAAGGAAGAGUUUACAAAAUGCCCGACUGCGUCACAAGGUCUGCGCAGAGCAAAGGGACAGAAUGAAAGAGAAGUGUCGCCGCAAAAUCAGCUGUAAUUCACAUCACAGCCAGGACUCGCAGUUGCAGGAUGAGAUCAGCUUGGAGGAGCGUCGUGAAUUGCGUGCGGAGUUUGCCAUGUUGCCGUGCAGAACCCAAAAUGAAAUCAUGCAACUGAUCAAUGAGUGCAGCAGCGGCGAGAACAGCCUCAAUCCUCGCCAGGACUAUCAAUGGUUUGACAUUAUGAGUUUCAGCAGCCGCAUAAUUAAUUUGAUUAAACGUGAAAUGCACCCGGAAACUAAGAUCAAUUUGCGUCACAUGAAACCGGAUGAGAAGGUGAUCUUGCAACGCAGCUUGGAGCGACGCUUGGAGAACAUUAAUCAGGCGCUGGGUGGUUCCAGGAGGAAGUACACCAGACGCAACUCCGAUAUACGUCAUCCUAUUGCGAAGCGACAACUUUUAUAUAGUCCAGUUGGGGGAGGGGCAGGCAAUGGAGGCGGUGGAGGCGACGGACGCGCGGAAGGGGUUGUGGCUAAGCGAAAGUGUAGAGCGAAGUUGAAAUCGGGAAAUUCCGAUCCGAGGGGCAGCAGCAGCAGCAGCAACAGCUCCACCUCCUCAUCCUCUUCGAGCAGAAGCAGCAGCAGCUGCACUUCUCCUUCGAGCAGCAGUUCCUCGGGCAGCGGAUCUUCCAGUAAUCAAGAAUCCAGCAAUGAUGCUCAAACUGCUCCUCAUUCCACACCUCAUACUCUUCUUCCUGUUCCAAGAAUAACUGGGAUGAGUCCUACUAUCAUGAAUAAAAAUACGAGCUAAAUUAGGACAAAGAGACUUGGCGAAUUCUUGGACAACUGCAACUCUGUUGUCUGAUUUAAAUUAUGGCGCCGUAGUUCAUUUGCUGUAUUCUAAUUGGGUUCCUUAAAAAAUUAAUAAUCGUUUAAAAAU